This is a messenger RNA of Sardina pilchardus (European sardine), 2633 nucleotides long. RefSeq names its product nudE neurodevelopment protein 1-like 1a (gene ndel1a). Gene Ontology annotation, biological process: cell migration; centrosome localization; mitotic centrosome separation. The record is from RefSeq and is a predicted model, not a curated record. NCBI's taxonomy places the organism in Eukaryota, Metazoa, Chordata, Actinopteri, Clupeiformes, Clupeidae. Gene Ontology annotation, molecular function: microtubule binding. Gene Ontology annotation, cellular component: centrosome; kinetochore; kinesin complex.
CUACCGACGUCACAGCUAGGGCAUUUCUUGAGCGUGUCUCCCAACGCUAUCCAUGUGACCCAUCAUUUGGUUUGACGGAGUGACCGAGCAUGAUUGCAUAGCAAGCAGCACGGGUGUAGCCAGCUAAUCCAUGACACAGAUGAAGACAGCUACUGGAAAUGAAAAGGUUUACCUAUCAUGGACACAAAUAUGAUGCCGAAGUUCUCCUCGAAAGACGAAGAAAUUGAGUACUGGAAGGCGCUGUCGCUGAAGUACAAGAAUAGCUACCAGGAGGCGCAGGAGGAGCUGCUGGAGUUCCAGGAGGGCAGCAGGGAGCUGGAGGCGGAGCUGGAGACACAGCUUGGCCAGGCCGAGAACCGCAUGAGGGACCUGCAGGCCGACAACGAGCGCCUGCACAACGAGGUCGAGUCCCUCAAGGAUAAACUGGAGCACCAGUAUGCUCAGAGCUAUAAGCAGGUCUCGAUGCUGGAGGAUGACCUUGGCCAGACCAGGAGCAUCAAGGAGCAGCUGCACAAAUAUGUCAGAGAGCUGGAACAGGCCAACGACGACCUGGAGCGUGCCAAGAGGGCUACGAUCGUGUCCCUGGAGGACUUUGAGCAGCGUCUGAACCAGGCCAUUGAGAGGAACGCGUUUCUGGAGAGCGAGCUGGAUGAGAAGGAGUCACUCCUCGUGUCCGUGCAGAGACUGAAGGAUGAAGCCAGAGCAGGACUGUAAAUGGACUGGAUCCUGGUGCCCUGACUGUUCUCUCCGCCCCGAAUGCUUCAUCGCCGGCUGCCCUAGUACCCCUCAGUGUGUGACACACACACACACACACACACACACACUCUCUUAUCCACUAAAAGCCCAUGUGUACAGGCAAAUCACAUAUGCUGUAGCUAACGAUAACACACGACACAUCCCUCUGCUGGCAAAUGCCAAUCCACAUGCACUUAGUAGUACAGUAUCUCCCUUCCCCUCUGGCAGACCACACACACACACACACACACACACACACACACACACACACACACACACACACACACACACACACACACACACACACAUACACACACGCACUCUAUCUCUUCCCUGGGUCAAAAAUGGGCUAGUGUGAGUUCAUGCACAUGGUCAUUCGUACGUACUGUAUGUGUACCUCUGUACGUAUUGCUCUUAGCAGUUUUCUAUGUUAUGUUUCAAAGUCAUCUAAAGAUGUAAAUGUACUCGUAUAAAACUCUCCACAUCAUUAAUACGGGAGAGGGCGGGGGGCGGAGGAGUGGGGGGGAAACAGAAUGGAGGCUCCUUUUAGUUCUUACGUUUUAAAAUGACACACACAGCUUCCCACCGCCGAGGAGCGGUCAGCGAAGAGAUGCGGAAUAAAGACGAGAGUAGUGGCUAUGCGGAAGUGAGGGUGGAGGUUUUAUGAAGGACGAAGCUGCUGAGGGUUGGCCAGUAAGACACGCCUAAGAGAAUGAUGCACUCUGGGUUCUAAGGUCUACCGAGGCCCCGGAGGGACAAACCGCACCAGUCACCGCUUGAUUAUGUAUGGAGGAUGGAGGAAUUUGGAAUCUGUCUGUGACAUACAUAGACCUUACUGAUGAGAAUGUAGCACACUUCUGGUCUAUGCACUAUGGUCAAGCAACUCUGUGAACAGCAAUCUGCGUUAUGCUCUCGUCGCAGUCGUCCAUUUUAAAUCUGCAGUGGUGGCUGGGCUCUUCCGGCUUCUUACUUCACUCCCUCGGAGAAUCAAACCUGUGUUUUUUAAAUCUUGUUUCUUUGUUUAUGUUGUUUUCUUUGUUUGUUUGUUUUUGUCCACUUGAAAAAGGAAAAUAAAAACUGGCAGUGUUUUUUUUUUUUUAUUAUUAUUAUUAUCUUUUCGCUGCCACCCUUUUUAAAGCAUAGCAGGGAUGAGAAAUUUUAAGAGAUUACAGAAUAAGGGUUUGGCAUCUGUUCCAGACAUUUCUACCAAUAGAAAGCACAGCUUGAUCUGUGGCCAGUACUCCCUGCUGCUCCAAUAGCUCUGUGAUACUUAUAGGGCUUUGAUAUGACUCUUAUACUCCGUUAUAUCUCUCUCUUCCAGGGGUGCGUUUCCCAAAACCAUAUUGGCUGACCUGUUAGCAACUCGGUUGGUUGUGCAAUGGGUAAUUGCAUCGCAAGUAACAAAGUUGCUAAUUUAUUUAGCAACUAUGGUUUUGGGAAACGCGCUCCCGGUCAGCUUUUCUCAUAUGCAUAUAUGCCAGAUUUCUUGGUCCUUCAGUCGGGUGAAUUUCUAAGCACUUCAGAGUGUGUUGCACACUGCACACAUGCAAACACACCAACUGGUCAAGCUAUAGUUUCGCCAUCACCCCGUUACACAUUACAUUUUUAAUUGUUUUAAAAAUCAGAUUAUUUUGUUGCAACUAGUUUGUUUACAUUUUAUUGACGACCCAUAUAAAUUGUUUUCCAGCACUUAAAAUAUACUUUUAAAAUGACUUUUACUAUUGUCUGACUGUUUUAGCCGACCGCUGAUAUCAGCGGGGUUUUUUUGUUUUUGUUUUGUCAUUUGUCAUUGUAUAUAUGUUUUUGUAUUUGUAAUUUAUUUCUGUUUUAUUUAAGCAUGUGUACAGUUACCCCUUUAUGAAGUGUUCUGAGAUAAUAAAGCUAUUUUGACCAUUGUU